This is a messenger RNA of Ogataea philodendri, 1263 nucleotides long. RefSeq lists its product as uncharacterized. The record is from RefSeq and is a predicted model, not a curated record. The transcript has 2 exons. Lineage: Eukaryota; Fungi; Ascomycota; Pichiomycetes; Pichiales; Pichiaceae. The coding region runs from base 1 to 1263 and encodes 420 amino acids.
AUGAGAUUGUCUACAUAUACCGUUGUCCUUGUGGCAAGCCAGUUGGCUUCUGCUUAUACCACCAGAGCAUCCACCACUGAGUCGUCUUCGACUUCUACGUCAACCUCCCCAACCUCAACCUCAACCUCCACAUCCAGUACCCCAACCACCACGUCAACCACUCCGGGCACCACAUCCACUACCCCAACUUCAACCUCCACUUCUUCAACCACAUCCACUACUCCGACAACUACCUCAACAACUACCCCAACAACUACCUCAACCACUUCUACCCCAACUACUACCUCAACCACCUCCACCUCAACUCCUACCCUUGCCACCUCCACUUCCACAACUGCUACUCCGGAAACUUCUACCUUCACCACCCCUACAACUUCAGUCUCACCUACAACAGAAGAAACUUCCACGGAGGAGCUUCCUACUACCACUUCGGAGUAUGUCGUGACAACAGUGGUCGGUGAGACCUCCACAAACACUUACUAUAUCUCCACCACCACUGCAGUCGCCCUUGUCGUCACCUACACUAAUACUGUCACUUUGGUCGACACAGAAGUCUCCACCUCUAUUGAUGCCAGUACUGGAUCGACUCUCAUUGUGGGACCGACCGUCACCUCCUUCUACACAGUCCCCGUGACUGCGACGCCGACAGGGUAUUUCAACGAGACUUCGUUGGAUGUUUCGUACGAGACGUUGGAGUCGACGUUCGUGGAGUCUUCGUACUCGUACUUUACGAGUUACAACACUCAUUACUUGACUGAGUUUGAGACUUCGUACUCGAAGGAAGUUGUCACCGCAACAUAUAUCGCUUGGGAUACAGAGGUUGUUUCUUCUCUCAGCCUAACUACCGGCUACCAAACUUUGGUGUCGACCCACUAUCCAAGUACCGUGGUGUCGACAGUCACUCCAGAGACUAGUAGCACAACCUGGUCGAUUCCUGCAACCCCAACUCCAACGACAAGCCCGACCUCGUCCGGCGAAGCCACUUCAACGGCUGCAACCACCUCCACGGAAUCGACCUCUACCAGCGAGACCAGUGAAGCAACACUACCAACUGUGACAGUCACCUCUGUUGUCACCGAAAGCACUUGUUUGGUUUGGGCAAACAGCGCUACUACCUGGACCAGCUCUGCUUCGAGCGAGACCAGUGGUUCAUUGUUCACUGCCCAAGCCCUUGAAAACGAAGCUAGGGGACAAAACGAAAAAUCAGGAAUUGCAAAGUGGGUUGCAAUAAUGUCAUGGAUCAUCAUUGUGGUCAUGAUCUGA